UUCUGCCCAGGACUAUAGAUGGAGUGUAGUAUUAACAUGUAACCAGAAGGGGGCAGUACUGCGCCUUGCAACGUCGAGUCCGCCUAAAUAUUAGAUGAAGAAGAAAUAAUGUUUUGGCUAAGAACUAUUGUUUAGCACACAAGUCUUUACGCUAUUGUUUAGAUACAUUUUGACACUUUUCAGUACAGCUUGGUGUAAGUUUCACACAUUUCGACUGCAUUUGUAAACAAAUGGCCUUCGCGGUGCCGGUUUGGCUCGCGGUCCAGGAAGAGCUCCUCGGAUGUGGCGAGGCAGAGGCAGAUCAUGGAACUCCAAGCUGUUUUGAUCAUUUCGACGACGAAUCUUUGUUUGAGUUAUUCCAUCUCACAAGACCCUGCAUCUCAUUCAUCACAGACGCUGUCCGCAUCCGCAUGAAGGCGGUCGCCGUUAAGAAAACUCUACCCUCUGUGGAUGUGAUGGUCAUGGUGUCGGUGAACUACUACGCGCUCGGAGCAUUUAGCUCUGCCGUCCUGCAGAAGGCAGGCAUGAACCAGCCGACCAGCCUUACGAAUGUUGUCAACACAGUCUCCGGUGUCAUCGCAGGGAUGUCCGACGUUUUCAUCUCGUUUCCCCUCACCGUCGACGCCCGAAACAGAACCGCUGCAAAGAUGGAGGAACUCUGCAGGAUCCCGAAAGUUCUAGGUGUCCUGGCUCCAGCCCACUUCAAGAUCCGAGCUUCUCCUUAUGAGAAAGACUCAUUCAAGUCUUUUAUCAAUUCCCUCGGUUACACUUCGGUCGUCAGUCAGUUCAUAUGCGACUGUGAUGGUAACAUACUGAGUGUUGAAAAAUGCUGUGUAGGUAGCACGUUUGAGCAAGAAAUGUGGGACUCGUCUUUCAAGGGAAGAGAGGUGGAGGAAGACCUGCACGGACCAUUUUGGUUUGUUGGCGGGAAUGGUUAUCACCUAAGCAAGCAUGUCUUGACUCCUGUGUCAAACCCUUCAAAUGACAAUGAGGUCCGUUUCAACAAAGCCCACGCAAAGAUCUACAAGGUCAUGCAGUCAACAAUUGGAUGCAUGAAGAGGCGUUUCAAGUGCCUGAUGCAACUUGGUUUUGCAGAGGAAGGGUCUUUGAACAAAAAGUCCAACAUGAUCAAGGCGUGCAGCGUACUGCACAACAUAGCUAAAAAGUUCUCCGUCCCCUCUCUGCCUGCAGAUGGUAAAAUUGAGGUUCCAUAUCCAGGCAAGCUGCAUUUGACACCACUGGAGAUCGAUGCUGAAGCACUAGAAGCCAGACAGGAACUUAUUGACAUGAACUUUUCUGUUGCUCCCCAUAGCGAGAAGGUGUCGAGUGGUGAUACAACAAAGGAGGAUGUGUAAGCACAGCGGUUAAGUUAUAUGCCACACAGGCAAAAAGAUUGACAAACUGAUCUACAAUCUUUUUUACAUGAAGAUCAAACUGUGAAAACAAACCAGAGCUUGCAUGGCAACUUCUAUAGUUUUAUGCAAGUUGGUAUUUAUUUCUCUUCAGUUUGACAGCAAACUGUACAUAUGGUUGCACACUGAAUUUUCUUUGUAUUUUAUUUGGAAACUUCAUAAAGCACACUGAUUUUUUUUUUCCUGAAAACUAAAUAUUUUAUUUCCUGUACAAACAAUUCUUUUCUACAUUUAAUAUUGACAAAUCUUAAAACAUUCUGUGGUCAUCUGGAGUGUAGUUUCUUUACUAUAAUAAUUAUAACAGCACACUUGGCAGACGAGAGGGACAAAUAUGUUAAAGUUACAUUAAAUCUCAAAAGGGCUAUGCACAUACUGCAAAUGUAUAUAAUAUUUGGUAUAUAACAGAAUCUCGAUGUUAGAAAUAGUUUGUCAUUAAGUGCAUUAAAGACUGAGUGCAGGCUGACACUAGCGAGGCAUGUGUCUUAUAUCAACGAAGCUCUCGGAGGGCGGUGGCGUUGACAUAUAUCAAGUCUGUGUUCUCGUAUAUGUGCUCAUCAGUCUUCAUGCUUGGCUGCAGACUGUCCAUGAUGCACUGGUGCAGGAAAACGUACUGGGACUGAAAAGAAAUGUGAACAGUUCUUGUUAUUUAUAAUUCAGAACUCUUUUUUUGGAUGCAGUAUGUGUGACUAUACAGUAUUUGACACUUUGUUUUCUAAAUUACCACAGAAAUGAAUCAAGUUUUAGAACAACGUGAGCCAAACCUUUGCGUUUGCAUCCACAAUUCCUCAAAAAGAAUAAAAUUGUUGCAGAGAAGAUGCUGAGAAGUUUAUUAUGUACCAAUGGCACAGAAUGCUGGUUUAUGUUACGUUUUAAUAUGACAGAAACUGUUUUUGCUGUUCUAAAUUGGAGAGAUCUUGAUAUAGUGAUGUGAAUAACUAUCAGGAAAAUAAAUUAUGUUAAAAAGCUGAUUAAAGGUACUGUAUAGUAAAUAUUGUGAAACUCUACACAUGUUUGAGCUCAAAUUUAGCCACAGAAAACCCAUAUUUUAGGAUGAAAAUGAGGAAUCACAUGUACAUCCAACCGCAUCUCAAAUACAAUACAUAGUAUGGUUUAAGUGCUUGGAUUGUGUUCUGAACUAUGUCCAGAAAUAGUAAUAAAUGUGAUGCUGAACUAAGGAACUGGC
Molecule: messenger RNA, 2595 nt
Organism: Melanotaenia boesemani (Boeseman's rainbowfish)
Lineage: Eukaryota; Metazoa; Chordata; Actinopteri; Atheriniformes; Melanotaeniidae
Product: putative nuclease HARBI1
Exons: 2
Coding region: 231-1355 (374 amino acids)
Source: RefSeq, a predicted model, not a curated record